This is a messenger RNA of Gigantopelta aegis, 3625 nucleotides long. Its product is annotated as S-antigen protein-like. The record is from RefSeq and is a predicted model, not a curated record. The transcript has 3 exons. The coding region runs from base 87 to 1343 and encodes 418 amino acids. NCBI's taxonomy places the organism in Eukaryota, Metazoa, Mollusca, Gastropoda, Neomphalida, Peltospiridae.
CAAUCGCGGGGAUUUUCUCAUACUUUGCAUACUUGCAAAAGACAACUUCAAAAGACGCCAUGUUUGUUCGUCAACAAUUUUGACAGAUGUCCUCCAUCACUGCUGUCCCCUAUUCGGAUUCUCUGUGGGGAUUCAAGAUGGCGGCAAUGGUUACAGCACAGCCUGGUGCUCCUCCACCCGAGGAUGACGUAGAAUCAGAAUCAGUCGAGACAGAGGAGGUGGAUAACGAAAACGUAAACCAGGAACAGAGUUUAGAAGAAAAAUACGCACCCCCCGAAAUGAAAACAAGUAAUGACGCAGAGGAGGAGGCACAGACUGAGAAUGAAGACGUGUAUCAGGAACAGAGAGUGGAAGAAAAAUACGGACCAUCUGAAAUAAAGACGAAUAAUGAUGAAGAGGAAGAGGCGGAAACUGAGAAUGAAGACGCGUAUCAGGACCAGAAUGAUGAAGAAAAGUACGGACCUUCCGAAAUAAAAACAGGUAAUGCCGCAGAGGAUGAGGCGGAGACUGAGAAUGAAGACGCGUAUCAGGACCAAAGUGUAGAGGAAAAUUACGGACCUUCCGAAAUGAAAAUAAGUAAUGGCGCAGAGGAUAAGGCGGAGACUGAGCAUGAAGACGCAUAUCAGGACCAAAGUGUAGAGGAAAAGUACGGACCUUCCGACAUGAAGGUAGAUCGUGAUGAAACCGAAACAGAAAAGCAAAACGUGUAUCGGGACCAGAGUAAUGAAUCAAAGUAUCUACCUAAGGAAUUAGAAGAAAACAUUAAUGCAGAGACUGUUUCGGAAAACACCCAAAUAGAUGGGGAACGCGAAUCCUUCAAAACGAAAAAUAGUAACAUGGAAGAAGGAAAUGCAGCAGAGGUACAAAUGGAAAACGAGGACUCGUAUCAAGACCAAAAUAUUGAAGAAAGAUACGGACCCUCUGAAUUAACAGGUGGCGCUGAAGAUAACCAAAUAGACGAACAAAGACUCGACCUGAGUCUGGAAGAAAUAUAUGGAAGCUCUGGUAAGAAGCAACAGGAUGAACCACAAACAGACGGUGGCGUAUUCAAGUUACCGAGUGAGAGUAUGAAAGAAUCGGGCUCAAAUAAAAUGGCGAUACAUUAUCUACGCAGGUCCGUUCGUGACGUAUCAUCUGGACAGGACACAGUGGGAGGAAAUGACGUCAAUCUGGCAGUUACUCUAUGUUCUCCGCCAAAAUCCGGGUACUCAUCUGGUGCUCUCGGAGGAAUUGCCAUAGGAAUGCUAGCUCUUGGUUUCUUUGUCGUCUUUCUCGCCAUGGUGUUGGGACCGAAAUUGACGAGAAAUGUAUUUUUGAAGAGUCAGGGCUAUGAGAUGCAAUAGAGAGGGAUAUACACGAACCGUGUCCAUUUGAUAGAAGUGGAUCCUUGUUUUGAUCAAAAAGCAAUAUUUAUAGUAAAUACAUGAAUGCAUUGUGUGCUUCUUUUUUUUUCACUUUUAAAGGUGCAUUCACAAUUAUGUAACAUUGUUGCAAGUGUCAUAUUUUGCUUAGAUACAUUUACAUGUAUUUGUGACAGAAGUCUAGACGUCUACAUGUAUAUAUAAUCUUAGGAUUGUGGCUGAAACAGGUUUGUGUUAUAUCGAUUGUUUUUUAGUUAAUUUUUUUUUUUUUUUUUUUUUGGGGGGGGGGGGCUUCUCUUUUUUCUCCUAUUCUGAUUUUUUUUUUUUUUUUUUUUUUUUUUUUUUUUUUAUCGCGGAACAUUAAGCACAUAACAAAGGUAUCCAUGGUCAUUCUAGUUUCAGGGCAUCCAUCACACUUCCGUUUCUAUAUUUCUUAAAGGCGGGAUCAUCUGACAGUUGAUCAACUAAAGGCAGAGCUACACUGCUCACGUCACUUAAAAUAUACACCGUGUGUACGUAUAGCAAAUUGGUCGGUCCCAACAUUAAUUGGUCAGUGUUCGAGUGUGUUUCAGGUAUGGGGGUGGGGGGUGGGGGGGGGGGAACUGGCCCCUAGUGUUGGAGCAAGACCUCGAAUUAGGGGGGAAAAUUAUAGAGAUAUUCGGGCAAAAUGUGCUAACCUGAGACCUUUUUAACAUGUAUUUCCAUCAUUCUAUCCUCAAAAUUAGUUGCAAUCCAUGUAAAAAUUGAUUGUGAUCCUUUACAACCCUAUAUAGCUCUUUAGUAGUAAUACUAAUAUGAAUAAAUGUUGUCAUCGAGAUUCGGGCAUUUUCGUUUAAUUCGGUUAAAAGCCAGCCUGCAAAAAUGGUGCCCCGUACGCCUAUGGUUUGAGCUAGGUAUCACGCCACUAGUGAUUAUACAUUGGUGACAAUACAAACAUAAAGCCAAACACUGACAAAAUUAUUAACAUUAGGUGCUAUAUACUACUUGACACGAAGCGAACAGCCAUUGUGACGUGAUUUAAGCAAAUAAAAUUGAUACUUCGCCAUCUGCAACUUUAAUUAUCCAGCCUUUUUGAGACGUGGAAUAAUGGAGGGGAGGCAACUCUUGUUAAAAAAUAUGUAACGGGCACUGUGAACAAUGGUCUUGCCUGCAGCUAAGCAGAUAUGCAUCUGUCAGUUUGAUAUGUCAUAAUCAAGAGGCAAUGUUACCCUUCAUUCUUCUUCUUCUUCUUCUUCUUCUGCGUUCAGUUAAGAUUUGGCCGUAUUAGAUCAAUAAUCCGGAUGUGAUGACGACAUGUGACGUCUUCCGGAGGUCGUUGAGAGGUCCCCAGAGUUUGAUAUUGAGGGGUGUGUCUUGUGUUCAAACUUUCUGACGGUUCUCUUCCAGGUGUGGGCAGUUUUGUAGGAUGCAAGAUGUAGGAUGCACCAGAUUCACAUUGGGCAGUAUACGGUGUUUUUAGCCGGCAAUGUCCAGUUCUUAGACGGAAAAUUAUGGUUUGUUCUUUCCUGUCUAACUGGUUUAUGCAGUCUUUGUCAGGUGUGUAUCCAUUGUUUCUGGUCUUCAAAUCACAUUUGAACAUUCGUUUUAAAAGAGUCUUGGCUUCGCCGUAUCAGAUGAAAGAUUGGGUUUGUGGAAGGCACCUACCUGCUUUAGCCAGUUAUGUCAGCUUUUUCAUUGCCUGCAACUCCUGUGUGUGCUGGAAUCAGCUGGAGGGUCACUUUUUGGCUUUGGCAAGGAUGUUUAGUUUAGUUUUCAGCAGUUUGGUGAUAUGGUCUUUGUAUCCUUCCAAUAUUCCAUAAUAACACUCAGUUACUGUCAAUUCUGUUCAGACACAAACAUACUAAAAUAAAGACAAGUGGUCCUUUUUUCAUAGAACUAAAGUCAUCGCCUACACGUCGCUGAUUGGCUAAAAUAACGGGGAUCACGUCGCUGAUUGGCUAAAAUAGCGGGGUGAUCUCUUCAGUGCUCGGGUGUUCGACGCUCGCGUACGGGAUUUUUGUGUUUCGUGUUUGUCGCGUUGCCCGUGCAGUGAGUGGCAAUACUUGGCCAAUGGCUAUUGUUUAUGGGUUAGGUUAGUGUAUGAGAGGGGAGUGUGCGUGUUCUGUUUAGUUUUCACUGGAAAAUCUAGAGGUUUUUAAUAGGUAAUUGGGUAACUGUGUAUAUCUUAUUUGGUUGGGGGUUUGCUAUAAUAUGAUUGUGGCUGUAUACAUGUUGUGGUUUUUCAAUGUUAACAAAGUUUAGAGAUAAACACUUACGCAACUGUU